This is a messenger RNA of Aspergillus pseudotamarii, 1367 nucleotides long. RefSeq lists its product as uncharacterized. Gene Ontology annotation, cellular component: nucleus; cytoplasm. Gene Ontology annotation, molecular function: ribonucleoside-diphosphate reductase inhibitor activity. The transcript has a single exon. NCBI's taxonomy places the organism in Eukaryota, Fungi, Ascomycota, Eurotiomycetes, Eurotiales, Aspergillaceae. The record is from RefSeq and is a predicted model, not a curated record. The coding region runs from base 235 to 999 and encodes 254 amino acids.
GCCGCCCAGCCUCUCAUUUCCGUCAUCACCUUUCUCUUCUCUUCUUCCUUCCAGUUGUCAACUGUCAUAGCCUGCAUUCUCCUUGAAACUUCGUACGGAAACUCUCCCACACCAGGUUCUAAGUGGAUCAUCCUCCCCCCACAGUGUACUUUAAAGAGAGAAAGAGGUCUAAAAGGAGAAAAAAGGAAAAAUCUCUCAACACUUCAUCGUCAACAAUUCCAAACUACAUCAAAGAUGUCUCCAUCACUUCAAAAUACGAUGUCGUCCAAGCGCAGGCGAUUCCAACCACCGAUAACCUCCUUCUUCCCCGCAACAACAGGAACAGAUCACCCCGAUAGCUCAUGUGCCCCUCACUUAUCUUAUACCCACUACUCCACCACCACAUCAUCCCCCACACCUGCCGUUGAUACAAAAAUCCAAGCAUCGCUACUUUCAGUCGGCAUGCGCAUCCGCAAAUCAGUCGCAGAAGGAUACAAAACUCGAAUCCCUGAUUUGGAAGACAAGCCAACUCCCUAUACAAACAAGACCCCGAUCGUCGGAGGUCCAACUGCCUAUACCGAACUGGCGCCCUUCUGCGGCAUGACGAAAUCAGGCGAAUCUGCAACCCAACCUAUGACUCAUCCUUCCUCGCUGUCCUACACUCAAAUGGAUCAACUCACAACGGACGACGGAGAUGCUUUCUCUCUCCCACCAAGCAGCCAAGGAUCAAUUGAGUCGGUCCAGACAACCGCACAGAAGCGAUCAUACGACUGUGACGAAGAUGAUCUCGAAGAGGCAUUCGAUGAAAUGCCGACUCAUCCGGGCCACAACUGGCAGAACGUCUUGGAUCCGAGUACAGGGGUGAAGUCCGUGCCUGGCCGUUCUAUCCUCACACCAAGUCUAGGACAGCAGCGACGUCAUUUUGUUGCCAUGAAGACACAAGCGACUAUCGAUGUUGAUGAUUUUGAAGAGCCCACCUUCCUUCGUAGGCGCGAAGAGGUUGACAUGGAUCUAUCAUGAAUGGAGCGAAUGUGGCUAUGGUCCAAAUGGGAGGCUGGUCUAUACUGUUCGCCAUGUUGUCUCUCACUGGACCACCCUUGUGUGGACGUGAUUGCUCACCGCGCCAUCUAAUUGCUACUAUGAGCACGGUAUGCUUAUUGGAUGGGUUCCGGUCAUUCGCCACGAGUUCCUGAACUUCUAAUUAAGUUGAGGUCGGCGUUCGGGUGUUUCCUUCUAUUAUCUCCUUGCAUAUGUUGAGAUAUCAUUUGUUACUUCUGAUUAUCGUCAAGCGAUUGUAUGUACAGAUACCCGCAUUGGUUGGACAUGGUUAUGCCAACUGUACCUUGUGAUUAUAAGAUUUAUAUCAGAAUAUUACCACUUGUAUUUAU